This is a messenger RNA of Arabis nemorensis, 1746 nucleotides long. The record is from the annotation of a GenBank genome assembly. NCBI's taxonomy places the organism in Eukaryota, Viridiplantae, Streptophyta, Magnoliopsida, Brassicales, Brassicaceae.
AUGGGUGGUGGUGGGAAUCUCGUCGACGGUGUUCGUCGAUGGCUUUUUCAGCGACCUUCUUCUUCCACUAAUCACGAACCCAUUCUCAAUUCUUCUCCUUUUUAUUCUAACCCUGAUCAGUUUCCUAACGCUCGAGAUUCGAACGAGCUUAUUAUUAUUGAAGAUCUCGAUUUUUCUGGUUUAACACAUUUAAAGGUUCCUAAACGAAAUCACUUACCUAUGGAUCCUCACAAAAAGGGUGUGCAGGAAACUGAAUUCUUCACGGAGUAUGGAGAAGCAAACAGGUAUCAGAUUCAAGAAGUCGUUGGUAAAGGAAGCUAUGGUGUUGUGGCUUCUGCUGUAGACAGUCACACUGGAGAAAGAGUCGCGAUCAAGAAGAUAAACGAUGUGUUUGAACAUGUCUCUGAUGCAACAAGGAUUCUCAGAGAGAUCAAAUUGCUUCGGUUGCUUCGUCAUCCAGAUGUCGUGGAGAUUAAGCACAUCAUGUUACCUCCUUCUCGAAGAGAAUUCCGAGAUAUUUAUGUUGUGUUCGAGUUGAUGGAAUCUGAUCUUCAUCAAGUGAUCAAGGCCAACGAUGAUUUAACUCCUGAGCAUUAUCAGUUUUUCUUGUACCAGCUUCUCCGUGGUCUGAAAUAUGUUCACGCAGCUAAUGUGUUUCAUCGGGAUUUGAAACCAAAGAACAUUCUAGCUAAUGCUGAUUGCAAAUUGAAGAUCUGUGAUUUUGGGCUGGCUCGUGUUUCUUUUAACGAUGCCCCAACCGCUAUAUUUUGGACUGAUUAUGUAGCUACUAGGUGGUAUCGCGCCCCUGAACUCUGUGGAUCGUUUUUCUCCAAAUAUACCCCCGCGAUUGAUAUCUGGAGUGUCGGUUGCAUUUUUGCGGAAAUGCUUUUGGGUAAGCCUUUGUUUCCCGGGAAAAACGUGGUGCAUCAGUUGGAUCUUAUGACUGACUUUCUUGGCACUCCACCGCCUGAGUCGAUAGCAAGGAUUAGAAAUGAAAAGGCGAGGAGAUAUCUUAGCAGCAUGAGGAAAAAACAGCCAGUCCCUUUCUCUCAUAAAUUCCCUAAAGCUGAUCCUUUGGCUCUCCGCCUUCUGGAACGCUUGCUUGCCUUUGAUCCCAAAGAUCGUGCAUCAGCCGAGGACGCACUGUCUGACCCGUACUUCAGUGGUCUGUCAAAUUCAGAGCGCGAACCAUCGACGCAGCCAAUUUCAAAGCUUGAAUUUGAUUUUGAGAGAAAGAAGUUAACAAAAGAUGAUGUUAGAGAAUUAAUUUAUCGAGAGAUAUUGGAAUACCAUCCUCAGAUGUUGGAGGAAUACCUUCGUGGCGGUGAUCAGCUUAGCUUCAUGUACCCCAGUGGGGUUGAUCGAUUUAAGAGGCAAUUUGCUCAUCUUGAAGAAAACCAAGGUCAACCAGGAGGAGCAACAGGAGGAAGAAGUACUGCACUUCACAGACAUCAUGCUUCCUUGCCAAGAGAGAGAGUUCCUGCUCCGAAUGGUGAAACUGCAGAAGAAAGCAGUGAUGUUGAGAGAAGAGCAGCAGCUGCUGUUGCUUCAACCCUGGAAUCUGAGGAAGCAGACAAUGGAGGAGGUUACAGUGCUCGUAACCUCAUGAAGAGCGCAAGCAUCAGCGGUUCUAAAUGCAUCGGUGUCCAAUCUAAAACCGACAAAGAGGACACUAUUGCUGAGGAAGAAGAUGAUGAGACACUUGCAGAGCUUACUGAUAGAGUUGCUUCUCUUCAUAAUUCCUAA